UAUAUUAGACGUAUCAUUUUAUCCUUGUUGUUCAUCGAAUGUUAAACGAGGAUAAAAUAAUAUCCUGAUGCAUUUAGGUAUUAUUUCUAAACGCAGGGAUACAACGAAAUCUUCUCGAGCCGACUUAAUUCGGGGCUGCGUUCCAAUAUUUACUACCAGUACUGAAAAUAUAUAGUUCAGAUAACGUAUAUUGUAGAUUUUCAGUACUGGCAGUGAAUAUCGGAAACGCAGUCUGGAUUUGACUACAAAUUUACCAUCACGAUUAGCUCAGGUCAGAUGUUGACUACGUGAAAUUUCGUCCAAAGGAAGAAAGUUUAUCAGUUUAUAUAAACGAGUUUUUCCGCCUUUACCAAAAAUAUAUUACGAAAAAGUUUUUUGACCAUCUGAAGUGCUCGGAAAAAAAUAUCGAAGUGCAAUAUAAAUGGUUAGAAAUUGAAGAUUUUCAAUUAAUCUAAAUUACAUCUUUUUACGCCGCUUCCCCGUGACAGGAAGAUCCGAUUUGAACUGUUAGCUGUAUUACUUGAGAAAGAUGGAGACUGAUUACGAUGAUGAUCGAAGUGGUUGGGGAGAUGAGAUGAAUCGAAGCACAGAUGAGUGCAGUGGAGAAGAUACAUUUGAUAAUCCACAGGAAGUAUUGAAUGAAUGCUUGGAUAAAUUUAAGACAGCUGAUUAUAUAAUGGAACCUGGUAUUUUUGCUCAACUUAAGAGAUACUUUCAAGCUGGAGGAAAUCCUGAACAAGUUAUAGAAUUAUUGUCGAAGAAUUAUACAGCUUGUGCACAGACAGCAAAUCUUCUUGCAGAAUGGCUGAUUCUUGCCGGAGUGAAAGUCACUGAUGUACAGGCAAUGGUAGAAAACAAUUUGAAGGACAUGAUUCUUAAAAAUUUUGAUCCCAAGAAAGCAGAUAAGAUCUUUACGGAAGAGGGUGAAACUCCUGCCUGGUUGACUGAAAUGAUACAACAUCCAACUUGGCGAUCUCUCAUUUACAGACUUGCGGAGGAAUACCCAGAUUGUUUAAUGUUAAAUUUUACUAUCAAACUUAUAUCUGAUGCUGGAUUCCAAGGCGAAAUUACAAGUAUUUCGACUGCAGCUCAACAAAUUGAAGUUUUCUCACGUGUGUUGAAGACUGCAAUUGCUGGAUUUCUUCAAAAUACAGAAAAUUGGCAAUCCAGUAUACAAGAAUGUGCAAAAAUGGUAUGUCACGGUCAGCAUACCUAUGUGUACAGUCAGGUUUUGUUGCAAAUACUUGCACAAGAAUCUCGUGGAGGUUUCAUGAUGAAAAGACUCUCUCAAGAAAUUACUAAGUGUGCGCAACAAAAUCGACAUGAUGUCACUCCGAUAACAAUGGCUUUGAAUGGUGCUGCUAGUAGUCCUGGAGCAUGUCAGGCACUGGCAUCUAUGUUAUCAAGAAACACCUUAAAUCCCGCUGAUAUUUCAGUCUUAUUUAGGAAUUAUUCUGCACCGGAACCCCCUCCUAUUGAAUUGUUGCGUAAUCCACAAUUUUUAGAAUUACUUGUUGAUGCCCUUUUUAAACCUGGGGUAAAGAUAAAUCAGGAACAUAAAUCAAAAUAUAUACAUUUAUUAGCUUAUGCAGCGAGUGUAUGUGAAACAGCUCCUAAGAAAAAUAACACUCGUAAAAUUAAUAAAGAUGAGUUAAAAACGACCAUCCAGGCAAUUGAGAAAGUACAUAAUAUAUGUAAUAUAAACAAAGGAUCAACUGAGCUAAUAGCAGAGUUACAUACUUUAUAUCAAUGCAUACGAUUUCCUGUCGUAAGCGUAGGUAUAAUACGAUGGGUAGAAUGUACUGUGACUGAACCAUCAUACUUCAAAUUAUGUACAGAACAUUGUCCUGUGCAUUUGGCUUUGUUAGACGAAGUUGUUGUUUGCCAUCCUUUAUUGCAUCCAAAAAUAUUAAGGUUACUUGUACAAUUGUUUGAAAGCAAACAAGAUGAAUUAGAAAUACUUGUACAAUUGGAAAUGAAAAAGAUGUUGAUUGACAGAAUGGUGAAUUUAUUAAGUAGAGGCUGUGUAGUACCUGUUGUGUGCUACAUUAAGCAAUGUUGGCAACGUGGAGAUACAGAUAUAUCUUUAAUUAGAUAUUUCGUUACCGAAGUAUUGGAAGCAAUAGCUCCUCCAUAUACUGCUGAAUUUGUACAAUUAUUUUUGCCAAUGGUAAACAGUGAAGAGAUUACUGGAGUGCGUGGAGAGAAUGAAAGCGAUCUAGUUUCAGAAUUUAUUGUGUACUGCAACACACACUAUCCCAUGGUAAGAUGACGCCAUAAAAAUUAAUCACAGGUAGGUCAAAUUGAAGAAAAAAAAAGAGUGAUAGUGCGAAGAGAUUGUUUUUAUUUUACAUGGAGAUAGAGAUCUUCAUACAUAACUUAUGGCUAUAAAUAUGUAUUGGAUGAAUUCUGCAUCCAUCUGUGAUAUUGUCAUCUAGGCAUUUUCUGUAACAAAAAUAUUUGUACAUAUAUAAUUGUCAUUAAAUUUUAAAAAGGACGAAACUUGUAAGAACCACAUGUAAAAAUGAAGAUGUUAAGUGGCUUUAAAGAUGAAUUUUAAUUAUUGUUAAUCUGAAAUUUGAUACUCAAACAAUUUAUAUUAUGGCACAAAGAGCAAAUGUCACAUUUAGCUAUAAGCUCAUUUCUUUUAUGCCAAAAUGUUUGUUGCAGAAAUCAAGUAUAAAUAUAAUAACGAAAACAUAAUUAUUACAUGCUUUUAUAUACGGUAAAAGGAAAUGGAUCACUCAUUGUAUUAUAUAUACAAUAAUCAAAUAAAAAAAGACAAAAGUA
Molecule: messenger RNA, 2790 nt
Organism: Pogonomyrmex barbatus (red harvester ant)
Lineage: Eukaryota; Metazoa; Arthropoda; Insecta; Hymenoptera; Formicidae
Gene: TH1
Product: negative elongation factor complex member TH1
Biological process (GO): negative regulation of transcription elongation by RNA polymerase II
Cellular component (GO): NELF complex; nucleus
Molecular function (GO): RNA binding
Source: RefSeq, a predicted model, not a curated record